Molecule: messenger RNA, 1113 nt
Organism: Babesia bigemina
Lineage: Eukaryota; Apicomplexa; Aconoidasida; Piroplasmida; Babesiidae
Exons: 1
Coding region: 1-1113 (370 amino acids)
Source: RefSeq, a predicted model, not a curated record
AUGGCGGAGAUGGAGGGGUCGACGUCGUGCUGUGGAUGUGGUCAACCAUGCCAUGUAAAAGAAGGAAGUCUAUGCUGUCCUAAGGAUUGCAAACGUUGCGAGAUAAAGAAGUGCAAAGAAAAGCAGGAAUGCGAAUGUAAUGAUUGUAACUGCGGAUGUAAGUCGGCUAUUAAGGAAGGCAAGCAGUGCAAGGAUUCCGGUUGUCCGAGCUGUGUAUCAUUGUGCAAAAGUGUGAAAGUUGGCGAAAAAUGCAAAUGUAGUAUCUGUGGAUGUGGAUGUGAAGGGGCGUUUAAGCAAAACAAGCGGUGCACUGAUCAAGAUAAACCAUGCGAUAUGUGCCAAAAAAGAUGCAAAAAUCUAGAACCGGGUGAGGAAUGUAUAUGCAAUCUCUGUAACUGUGGAUGCAACGGAGUGAAUUGUCAGUGCUGUAGGUGGUGUAAUCCCGACACCACAUGUGGUGAGCAUGGGGAUUGCGACAGCGAGGAAAUACAUGACACGAACUGCCCCAGAGGCAAGUGCCAACAAACGCCCGGUGAUUGCUCCAAAGUCACAUGCAUGUGCGAAAAAAUGGGUAUAGAUAAGCGAGCAGGCUUAUGCGAGUGCUUAUGCAAGUGUGGAAAUCAGUGCCCCAGAAUCUUAUGCGACCAAAAAAGGGGCGGCGUAUUUAACGGCCAACGAGGGAUAUGUAGCAAAUCCACUAAAGACACCUGCACCUGCGAAUGCGAAUGCAACUGCAAUGCCUGUGGCAAGUACUACGGCAAGGACGGCAAACAAGUUGCAGUCGGCGGCAACGAUCAGAUGCACUCCUACGUCAUCGGCAAAUGCCGCUUCAAGUGCACCAACUGCGGCAGACUGUGCGACCAGGACAGAUGCAUGAUAUGGAUACGUGUUGUAGUCAUCGGUUUGAUUAUUCUAGCAUCCUUGUUUGUCAUGCGGGCCAUAUUUCCCGAGAAGUUCCGCGCAAUAAUGACUAAAAUACGUGCCGCAUUUGCCAGCUCGCCUGUGCAUUCCGGUAGAUCCCCGAGUAAUCUCGUCGGUGACAGAAUUCCCGAGGAGAGUCACAUUGACCGCUACUCCGUCAUCAGCCCAGGAACAUACCCUGGCUUGUCGUAG